Drosophila nasuta is the source of this 2588-nucleotide messenger RNA. It is a transcript of the gene Gpo1, whose product is annotated as glycerophosphate oxidase 1. Gene Ontology annotation, cellular component: mitochondrion. The record is from RefSeq and is a predicted model, not a curated record. Gene Ontology annotation, molecular function: calcium ion binding; glycerol-3-phosphate dehydrogenase (quinone) activity. Lineage: Eukaryota; Metazoa; Arthropoda; Insecta; Diptera; Drosophilidae. The transcript has 8 exons. The coding region runs from base 235 to 2415 and encodes 726 amino acids. Gene Ontology annotation, biological process: glycerol-3-phosphate metabolic process.
AUCCCCAGCCAACGAACCUGUCGGGCCAUACAGCUGGGUCAGCCUACAGACCGACGACGACUAUCAAGCGAAUCAGAGCUACGCAGCGGCAACAGCAGCAGCGGCAGCAGCAGUUAGAAGUGUAUUCCAGCUGAGACGACAACGACUGCUUCCAGCAUCAGAACAUCAACAACACGACUACGCAACAGCAAAAGCAAAGCAAUAAGAGCGUGAGCGUGAGCGGGUUAAGAGAAGAUGUCGUCGCGUAUGUUUAAAUUCGGCGUCACGGCGGCCAGCGCCUGUGUUGGCUCUGUGAUAGCGUCGUGGAGCAUCGAUCGCUGGAACUCUCCACAUGUGGUCAACAAUGCCGUGCAACGACCCCCUAAACGCAAGCGUACUCUGCCCAUGCGCAGCGAACAAAUCAAGUCUCUGAUGAGCGGCGAGGAAUUCGAUGUGCUCAUUAUUGGCGGUGGCGCCACCGGAGCGGGUUGCGCCCUGGACUCUGUUACCAGAGGUCUGAAGACGGCACUCGUGGAGCUGGAUGACUUUGCCAGCGGCACCUCAUCGCGUUCCACCAAGCUGAUCCAUGGUGGUGUGCGUUAUCUGCAGAAGGCCAUUCUAGGCCUAGACUUGGAGCAGUACAGGAUGGUGAAGGAGGCGCUGCAGGAGCGUGCCACAAUGCUUGAGUCGGCGCCCCAUUUGACGCAUCCGCUGCCCAUUAUGCUGCCUGUUUACACAUGGUGGCAAGUGCCCUACUAUUGGGUGGGCAUCAAGGCCUACGAUCUGGUGGCAGGUGAUCGAAAUGUGAAGAGCUCGUAUCUGUUGUCGAAGAACGAUGCUCUUGAGUUGUUCCCCAUGCUCAAGAAGGACAAGCUGUGCGGUGCCAUUGUCUACUACGAUGGCCAGCAGGAUGAUGCUCGCAUGUGCCUUGCCGUUGCACUGACUGCGGCCAGACACGGUGCCACCGUUUGCAAUCAUGUGGAGGUCAAGGAGCUCAUCAAGAAGGACGACGGCACCGGCAAGAAGGUGCUGUGCGGCGCCAAGGUAAAGGAUCAUAUUUCUGGCAAGGAGUUCACCGUGAAGGCCAAGUGCAUCAUCAAUGCCACCGGCCCAUUCACCGACUCCAUUCGCAAAAUGGACGAGCCGACGGUGAAGAGCAUCUGCAGCCCCAGCUCGGGUGUGCAUAUUGUGCUGCCCGGCUACUACAGUCCCGAUCAGAUGGGUCUGCUGGAUCCGUCCACCUCAGAUGGUCGUGUCAUCUUCUUCCUGCCGUGGCAACGUCAAACCAUUGCCGGCACCACAGAUCUGCCCUGCGAUAUUACGCACAGUCCCCGCCCCACCGAGGAUGAGAUUCAAUUCAUUCUGAGCGAAAUCAAGAACUAUCUGAAUGCCGAUGUUGAGGUGCGUCGUGGCGAUGUGCUGUCUGCCUGGAGCGGCAUUCGUCCGCUCGUCUCCGAUCCGAACAAGGACGACACACAGUCGCUGGCUCGUAAUCACAUUGUCCACGUCAGCCCCUCGAAUUUAGUCACCAUUGCCGGCGGCAAGUGGACCACCUACAGGGCCAUGGCCGAGCACACAAUCGAUGCAGCCAUUAAGGCUUGCAACCUGAAGCCUGAGCGCCCAGAGGCUGUGACAUCUUAUCUGAAGAUUGAAGGCGGUCAGGGCUGGACACCAACCAUGUACAUCAGACUUGUGCAAGAUUUCGGACUCGAGUGCGAGGUGGCACAGCAUCUGGCCAAAUCAUAUGGCGAUCGCGCCUUUGCCGUCUCCAAGCUGGCAACACUGACUGGCAAACGUUGGCCCAUCAUUGGCAAUCGCAUCCAUCCCGAGUUCCCCUACAUCGAUGCAGAGAUUCGUUAUGGUGUGCGUGAAUACGCUUGCACUGCCGUCGAUAUGAUUGCGCGUCGUCUGCGCUUGGCCUUCCUCAAUGUGCAGGCCGCACAGGAGGCAUUGCCUGUCAUUGUGGAUAUUAUGGGCGAGGAGUUGCAGUGGUCCAAGGAUGAGAAGGAGCGUCAAAUCAAGCAUGCCACCGAUUUCUUGGCCAACGAGAUGGGACACUCGAUCAAUCGCACAUCGAAGGAGAGAAUACCGAUUAAGCUGUCCAAGGAGGAGAUUCAGACAUAUGUGAAACGCUUCCAGUUGAUCGACAAGGACAAGAAGGGUUAUGUCUCCAUCAAUGACAUUAGACGGGCACUCAAGAGCUUCGGCGAUGGCGAUGUGUCUGGCGAGCAGCUGCACGAGAUUCUCAAGGAGAUUGACACCAACAUGAAUGGCCAAGUGGAGCUCGACGAAUAUCUACAGAUGAUGUCGGCGAUCAAGACUGGCGACGUGGCCUAUUCCCGAUUUGCGCGCAUGGCCGAGCUGGAGGAGCAGAAGCACGAAGCGGCCAAUCUCAAGCAGAAGAUCAGUGUCGAUCGCUCCGGUGGCGGCCUCUAAGCGACUUAAUGAUGUUAACGACGUCGAUGGUUAUGAUUAUGAUGAUGAUGUUCAUCUACAAAUCAUGCACAUUUUCUAUAGCAUUAAGUUCCACAACGAGUAUACAAACAAAGCUAUCCAAUUAUUUCUCUUCUCUUCAUUUUAUUUUAUUGUUAAUAAAGUCUUGAAACUUA